CACAAUGUCAAUCCUACGGUAUACAGUUCGCAACAGGGUCCAGUACUACCCAGUCAAGACCAAGGCAUGGAAGGAUAUGAUGUACAAAAGGAUGCGCCUUGGGCCGUGGCCGCCUGAAGGCGCAUCACCCUUGCAUCCGAUCGAGCCUUGGGGCAAGCAGUUUUUCGUAUUCAACGCUAUGCAGGAUGGAAAGCCUGAAACCGUUUUGUGCGUCACUGACCAUCAGCGCAAGCCGCUGAUGUACCUGCGUCGUGAGGAUCUAGAGGCCAUAGCAAGUGCUUUCGAUAGUAUCAAGGACGCCCUGGCAAGAUUCGAGGAGUUGGAUGAGGAACCCGAUAUGCGCUAUGAAAUGCGGCGGCUAGAAGCACUUGAGGAUAACUAUGCCAUGCAAAGGAUGAAAACGGGUAGACAUAGCUCGCAUACAAUCAUGAGAGCUAGAUCACGCCCUAAGAAAUAAAUUAUCGCAUUAUGUCACAUUGGCCUGGCU
Molecule: messenger RNA, 487 nt
Organism: Babesia bovis T2Bo
Lineage: Eukaryota; Apicomplexa; Aconoidasida; Piroplasmida; Babesiidae
Exons: 4
Coding region: 5-457 (150 amino acids)
Source: RefSeq, a predicted model, not a curated record